AGAUAUUGUUCGCAUACGAUACGACUGGCUUCUCGAUGGGAGAGCAGUACAGUUUUUCAUGUCGGAGAUGCAGUUGUCCAUGAGUGGAAUUGUGAUUUCCCAGUGAAAGAAGGCGUGAAGUAUCAGACGUUUCUCACCAGCUGCAAUGCAAUCUCGAGUUCCGGACAACUCAUACACCUGGUGGAUGAAAAUGGCUGUAUUGUGGAUUCGGAGCUCAUCGGCGAGAUCGUCUACAAUAGUUUCAUGCCGAAAGUAUUCGCCCGUGCCCGCGUCUUCAAAUUCAUGAACGAAGAAAAGUACCGAAUAGAAUGUAACGUACAGAUGUGCAGCACAGAAGGCGUAUGUAAAGAUCGGAUUUUCCCCCCAACAAUGCGCUUAAUUCACAAAAUAGGAAAUCCUCAAUCGCAAGCAAGCAAGACAAAAAUGGAUAUCCAUCGAGGACACCCCUUCAUGACGGGAACACAAUCAAUCGUAGCGAAAAAUCAAGUCAAGUGGCUAGCGAAUGAUUUACUGUACACCCAUAACCCCUCAAUAAUACAAAUAAUAGACAAUUACCAAGACGUGAGAUUCUAUUUAUCUGCAGUAAUAAAUGAAAAAAUGGAAGAGCCAAAGAUUCUGCCCACACCUCGUCAUUUCUUAAUGGGAAUAUCGUACAGAAGUCCAAAUAACACCGAUUUUCGACGAAACGAAUCAGACGAUACCGACUUUUCUACAGUCGCUCUCAUGGGAUCUCCACCUGCCUUCUUGCCGCAAAACCCUACCAUUAGCUCCGGAGAAGUAGACAACAUUGAAUUCACGACGACAACUGGCCUCUUUCCUGCUCCUACGGAUUCCGAGGCAAACUCUUCUGAUACAACGCUGACAACCGAUUCAGAAAGUAUCGCAGGAAGUAUCGUCUACACCACCGACAUCCUCAGUGUCGACAACUACCAAAAAAAUUACGAGCUCCAAAACAGCUUCAUUGGGACCCUUCUCCUCUACCCCAUUGUCAGCGCCAACAGAGACAGCAACAAGGCUCAGCACAACAACAAGAAGACAUCACGAAUGCGUGAAAAACCGGCGACGUUACUUUUCUACACCAAUAAAAGCUCAAUCGUCCGCUUAACUACAACUACACCUAAACCGCAAAAUCCACCUCCAAUUUUUGCUUCGGAGGUUUCGAUCCUGGAAAACAGAAUAGCUCAACUAAGCCUUGGCACGGACAAAUCUGCAGAUCUAUCUGCUGAAAUUGAUCAAAUUGUACCGCCCAUCAAUGAAAACGACAUCAACUCGAUUGCCAAAGACAAGUACACAAAUCCUCGGGAUUGGCGACUCGAUGAUAGGACUAUCAAUGACACUGACAUUAUGCCAGAACGUCAAGUAGCAUGUUCUAAUGCCACCAUCAUUGCUUCUCAGCGCAAGUGCUCUUGGUCCGGUAUAGAACAUCUACUUGUCGUGUGGUCAUUUGCCUCUUUGCUGGUGUGGAUUGUGAUGAUUGGAGUGUGUUUUUAUCGGCAGGCUAAUAAACCCGCUUGGGUAGAAUUCAGAGAGCGCGAACUUCAACGCAUGGCUCAAUCCCGAGUUCUUCAACACGAACAUCCGUGGAUCCACGCCGAUGCAUUCGAGGAGACGCGAUGUAAAAAUAAAAAUGAACUCACCAUGAUUCAAGGCACAUUUUGA
Molecule: messenger RNA, 1659 nt
Organism: Ostertagia ostertagi
Lineage: Eukaryota; Metazoa; Nematoda; Chromadorea; Rhabditida; Trichostrongylidae
Source: the annotation of a GenBank genome assembly